GACUCCAGUGCUUGUUAUUGAUUAUUAUUAUUACACACCAUGCUGUCUAACCUUCACAUUCGGCUGCGGAAGAGAAAGUAGAGCCUCUGAAAAACAGGAGAACGGCCAGUGACAGCACCGACAUGGUGGCGUGAGUUAUUAUUAGCCACGGGUGUCUCGGCGGUGAGUAGCCCAGGACCCGCGUCACCGCAUACGUCACCACGUGGCUUUCACAAUUGGGACCCUAUGAUUGAGAAUCGGGUCACUUUUACGUCCCGAAUGAGAGUUUCUCACGAUUCCCGUUUCUCAUAAGGUCAUCUGAUCCGUCGUUUGGGAGAAUCCGGUGACGCCGGCCCAAGCCUGAAGUUUGAUGCGUGUCUAUUCGUGGUGUUACGGUAAAGAGCAGAAAAAGGCUGAAAACCAAUGUGUAAUGACUCUUAUUAUGGACGUUUGAUAAAAAAAACAUAAUCAAAGUCAAACGUAAUGGAAUAUUAAAUGGAGGUUUUUCUUAAAGAAAAGUCAGGAGAACUUCCGUUGUGGCACUAAUGCUUACUUUAAAAAAAUCCUUGUGGGGUGAAGAGAAUUCCCCCUCCACACACUAUUUUUCAGGGUGAACCCCACUGUCAGUAUUUCAAGUUUCAAGUAAUUUUACAAUACACAAUUAGAUACAAGUAAACGUGGAAGUGAGCUAAAUUUUCAUUAUGGCAUUCAUAGCUUGCUCUUAUAAAACAUUAUAAAAAAAAAUGUUGUUCAAAGGGAAAAUCAUCUAAAGACAGAAAGAAAGAAAGACAGAAAGAAAGAAAGAAAGAAGUUAAGAAGGGGCUCUUGAACACAUAGAAGUUGGAAGCUUUUGUUUCGAAAGAGCGGUACCGGAAGUAGUCACUGGGAGCGGAAGCGGGUGGCGCAUGCGUGGUUGAUCACUUGGAGCAGAGAGAUUCCAGCAUGGCCGCUAUCGGGGUUCAUUUCGGCUACACAUGCGCCUGUGUGGCGAUAUUUAAGGAUGGGCGGGCUGACGUGGUGGCCAACGAUGCCGGAGACAGAGUUACUCCGGCGGUGGUGGGCUACAGAGAGACAGAGCAGAUUGUUGGCAUCGCAGCAAAGCAAGGACGAGUCCGCAACGCCGCCAACACAGUUGUUAAAGUGAAGCAAGUCCUGGGGAGAAGCUUUGAUGAUCCAGAGACACAAACUCACAAAACAGAGACCAAGUGCCAGGUGGUGAACAAAAAGGAUAAGCCUUAUUAUGAGAUCACAGCAGGAGAUCAACCUGUGUAUGCUGCUCCAGAGGACGUCGCAAAACUCAUCUUACACAAAAUGAAAGAAACGGCUCAGUCCGCUCUGGGCUCUGAUGUAAAUGAAGCGGUCAUUACCGUCCCUUUUGAGUUUGCACAUGCUCAGAAGCGUGCUCUGAGGGAAGCAGCAGAAGCUGCCGGGUUCCAUGUCCUGAGGCUGAUCCACGAGCCUGCCGCUGCUCUGCUGGCCUACAACAUCGGCCAAGAAAACCACUCUGGAAAGAGCCACGUCCUGGUGUUUAAGCUGGGCGGGACGUCGUUGACCGUGACAGUGAUGCAGGUCAACGGAGGAAUGUUCCAGGUUCUCAGCACCCACACAGACCACAGCAUCGGAGGAGAGAGCUUCACCGAAGCUCUGGCCCAGCACUUGGCUGCAGAGUUCAAACGCACCUAUAAGCACGAUUUGAGCAGCAACGCCCGGGCCAUGAUGAAGCUGAUGAAUGGAGCCGACAUGGCCAAACACUCUCUGUCCUCGCUGGAAUCAGCCAACUGCUUCGUCGACUCCUUGCACGACGGCAUUGACUUUGAUUGCAACAUCUCGAGAGCUCGAUUCGAGCUUCUCUGCUCAUCACUCUUCAACAAGAGCAUCCAGCCAAUCAGAAGUCUGCUGGAGAAGGCAGGGCUCUCCACCAGCAGCAUCAACCAGGUGGUUCUUUGCGGCGGCUCGGCCAGGAUCCCCCGCCUCCAGCAGAUGAUCCGCGACAUGUUUUCUGACGUGGAGCUUCUGUGCUCGGCGCCUCCUGAUGAGGUCAUUGCGGUGGGAGCAGCGCUGCAAGCAGGCUUACUGGUCGGCAGAGAGAGACUUGCCCCCGAGGAAGAGUCCGUCACAGUGGACGUUUCUGCCACAGACAUACUUGUGAAGGAGGUGGAUGAAUCCGGAGCGGAGCAGUUCACUGUUCUUCUUCCAUCCGGCACGCCGCUCCCCGCCCGCAGACAUCACAUCCUGAGCGCAGGGGGGAAACUGUCCUCCCUCUGUCUGGAGAUCUACCAGAGAUUGGUCACGGAGCAGCCUGAAAAACUAGCUAAGAUUAUCUUGAGAGACCUGCAGCCCACAGAGGAGAACCACGACAUCGACACCGUGGUGACCAUGAAAAGGGACGGAUCCCUCCAUGUUUCCUGUGUAGAGCAGAGCACUGGACGCACCGAGGCCGUCUCCAUCGCGGCUUCCUCCUGAAGCCACUGAACUUCAGCCCAAGCACACAUAUUAUUUCAGUGUAGCUGCGACAUGUUUCUUUUUUAUUUUCACUCAAUAAACAUGAUAAAAAGCCCAA
Pleuronectes platessa (European plaice) is the source of this 2539-nucleotide messenger RNA. It is a transcript of the gene hspa14, whose product is annotated as heat shock protein 14. NCBI's taxonomy places the organism in Eukaryota, Metazoa, Chordata, Actinopteri, Pleuronectiformes, Pleuronectidae. Gene Ontology annotation, cellular component: ribosome; cytoplasm. Bases 922 to 2442 code for a protein of 506 amino acids. Gene Ontology annotation, biological process: cellular response to unfolded protein; protein refolding. The transcript is spliced from 14 exons. The record is from RefSeq and is a predicted model, not a curated record. Gene Ontology annotation, molecular function: ATP hydrolysis activity; ATP-dependent protein folding chaperone; misfolded protein binding.